Molecule: messenger RNA, 2590 nt
Organism: Perognathus longimembris pacificus (Pacific pocket mouse)
Lineage: Eukaryota; Metazoa; Chordata; Mammalia; Rodentia; Heteromyidae
Gene: Dffa
Product: DNA fragmentation factor subunit alpha
Exons: 6
Coding region: 81-1076 (331 amino acids)
Biological process (GO): apoptotic DNA fragmentation; regulation of apoptotic process; apoptotic process
Molecular function (GO): deoxyribonuclease inhibitor activity
Source: RefSeq, a predicted model, not a curated record
CCGGCAGGCCACGGGAGGGAGGGAAGGCAGGAGGGCCGCUCCCAGCUCGGCGCUAUUUCCCGGAGUUCCACCUUGAGGGGAUGGAGGCGUCUCGGGGCUCCGGCUCCCCGGAUCCCGGCGAGCUCCGGUCUCUAAAGCCAUGUCUGCUGCGUCGCAACCACAGCCGCGAACAGCACGGCGUAGCAGCCUCCUGCCUGGAGGAACUACGGAGCAAAGCCUGUGACAUUCUGGCCAUUGAUAAGACGCUGGCACCAAUCACCCUGGUCCUGGCGGAGGAUGGCACCAUCGUGGAUGAUGACGAUUACUUCCUUUGUCUUCCUUCCAAUACCAAGUUUGUGGCUUUGGCCUGUAAUGAGAAAUGGACAUACAACAAUUCAGAUGGUGGCACGGCAUGGAUUUCCCAGGAGUCUUUUGAUGUAGAUGAAACAGACAGUGGGGCCGGAGUGCAGUGGAAGAACCUGGCCAGGCAGCUGAAGGAAGAUCUGUCCAGCAUCAUCCUGCUGUCUGAAGAGGACCUCCAAGUGCUCAUCGACGUGCCGUGUUCAGACCUGGCUCAGGAACUUGGCCAAAGUUGUGGCACUGUGCAAGGUCUCCAGAACACACUCCAGCAGGUGCUCGACCAGAGAGAGGAAGCCCGCCAGUCCCGGCAGCUUCUGGAGCUUUACCUCCAGGCUUUGGAGAAGGAGGGUGGCAUCCUGUCCAAGCAAAAAGAGUCCAAAGCAGCCUUCGGCGAAGAGGUGGACACCGUGGACACGGGCAUUGACCGAGAGAUCGCCUCCAAAAUCGCCCUGACUAGCCAGAUCCUUACCACCCUGAAGGAGAAGCCUGCUCCAGAGCUGAGUUUAUCUAGUCAGGAUUUGGAGUUGGUUUCCAAGGAAGAGCCCCAAGCACUGGCUGUUGCUUUGAACUGGGACCUAAAGAAGACAGAAACUGUUCAGCAGGCCUGUAACCAGGAGCUCGCCCUGCGCCUGCAGCAGAUGCAAAGCUUGCGAUCUCUCCGGAAUGUUUCAGCAAGGAACCAUUCCCUGCCGAGGGAACCACAGAGCCCUAAACGAGCCAGACCAGACACCACGUAGCUGCCGCCAGAAACCUGCCGAGGAAUACCUGCUGGCCUUGGGUUUUGCUAUCAGUGAACACCUUCCACAUCCUCAUUAUUUUGUUACUACAUUCUACUCUACUCCUCCAGCUUGUUUUCCUGGCACAGGCUGGAAGGCUGGCUUAUGCUCAUGCCACAAAAGCAAUUGUGCCUACUUUGAAUGAUAGGGCUGUACUAGCAGGACUGCACCUCCUAAGUACUUGUGUUCAUGUUUUCUGCUUAAAAGUAUUUGUCCGGGGCUAGGGAUGUGGCUCAAGGGGUAGAAUACAAGGCCCUAAGUUCAAACCCUAGUGCCACUACCAAAAAAAAAGUCAGGGCUGGGGGUGUGGUUCAGUAGGUAGAACAUGUGCUUAGCACGCAUCAGGUCUUGGAUUCAAUCCACAGCACCCCCAGAAAAAAGUAAUGAAAAGUACUUGUGAAGGGCAGUGAAAAGAAAUUGUCUUGUUUUUAAAUAAGUAGUUAUACAAAGGGCUUUCAGUUCCAUAAAUCAGGUUGAGUACAGUGCCUCUUGAUCAAGUGACCCCUUCAUUCGCCCCCAAAACUGUCGUACUUUGAAUUCACUGUUCUUGUUCUGUAAGUAGGACAGAAUUUUAGACACAUAUGUUAGAGAUGGUGACUAGUGGCGUGUUGCUUAUGGCCACAAAGUUAUUUCUUAAGCUAAUGAAUUUUUAUUUUUAAAGGCACAUAUUAAGUUCUGCAGGCCGUAGGGACAUGGAGAGGCUGAGUCACCAUUUCUAAUAUCUAACUCAGUAUUGUGAAAUUGUAUGUUACCACUGUGAAACUCUUUUCCUUUUUCUAAUAUGUUUUAUCAGCAGGGGGUAUAAAACUAUAAAAUGGUCAGUAAAGCAAUUUCCAUGGGCUGUAGCUUCAAGUCUCUCUGGAUAGAGCCGAGCUCUUCUGCUUUAUACAUAGACUUGUUCUGCAGAGCUUUGUGAUCUACAAUAUAGUCUCCUCACAGGGCAGAGAUGACUAGUUCUUGACCUACCUGACUCUUUAAUGUAUGCUUACAAGAAAGCAAUGGUGCAGAGAGUCAACCCGUUGGCCAGUUUGUUUACAUGUCUGUUUCUGGUGUUGGGGAUGGAACCGCAAUCCUCACACGUGCCAAGCUGGUGCUCUGCCAGAAUGAUACUCCAGCACUACCUUGGCCACUUAAGCAAAUUGUGAUGUUAAGUCCUGAGGUAAAGGCGGAAUGCAGAAAACAAACAGAAGAAAAAGUGUUUCCUAGCCAGACACUCUGGCUCAAAGUGGUGGACCGCUAGCCUUGAGCAAAAAGAACUCAGGGACAGCACCCAGGCCCUGAGUUCAAGCCUAUUACUGACAAAAAAAAAAAAAAAAAGGAUAUCCUCCUCUGCCCUACAGAGAGGGCUCAGCUCCAGUGGGCAUCCUCUUACUAGGCCUUAGCCAGUGGUUCUCAAGUGUUUUCCCAUUUCCCUUUUUACAGCUUAUUUUGUAAUGCCUCCUCAAUUACCCUUAAAUAAAAGCCAUAGCUGAUGA